AUGGUGCUCAUAGAGCAGCCAAAGAGGAUGCCUUUCUCUGUGUCGCAAAUGAUCGAUGACUAUGCAUCGGCAUUCUUUUUUGCAAAACACGUAUUUCGAGAAUCUGGUGUUGCUCGUGGUCAUUUUGAGUUUCUUGCUGCAUACACUACAGGCCUGGAUACCAAUGAAACUCUAUUUACAAGCUUGAAAGCAGCUACUCUUGCAGCAUACGGCCUCAAGUUCUGCUACCCAGCGCUUGUACAAAGGUCUAGGAUAUACUACGGUCUUGCUCUCAAUGGCCUACGAACAGCCAUGCAAUCGCUUACAGAAGCGACGAAGAGUACUACGAUUGUCGCGAUGAUGUUACUAGGUACAUUUGAGACACUCAACUGCGAGAACAUCAACUCACUAUCAAGUACGGAUGCACAUAUGAGUGGAGCAAUGAGAUGCAUCUCCUUCCGGGCCAAUCAGAUACUCAAGUCUCACCAUGGGUUACAAUUGUUUUUGCAAACAUCGUGGUGUCGUCUGGUGACCUCCAUACUACGCUCCCGACCAAUACCCGAAGAAUUGAUUGAAACCCGAAGACAGGCCGCCAAGUACUUGUCCACAGAUGACCCCGCUUGGAAGCUUUCAGAGAUCAUGGAAAAGCUGGCCAAAUUUCGUGCUGAGCUGAAGCUGCGCGUACCCUGCGAUAAUAUAGAGGUUGUGAAUAUUGCUGCAGGCUUGGAUCAAGAUUUAUCAACGCUUGCAGAAAAUAUGCCAGUCGAAUGGGACUUUCAACGGAUUUUAGCAGAGCAAGACCCAGAACUAGUAUUUGGGUCAUAUUAUCACGUCUAUCCCGAUCUGUGGAUGGCGUGCAUCUGGAAUUUUAUUCGGGCUUGUCGAUUAGUACUUCUCAAAGAAAUACGUUCUCGAGCUGGGAGUUCCCCUGAUGUGAUCUUGCUGGAUCUCUCGUCCAGGCAUGACUGCAACUAUGCAGAACUGGACACAGUCGUGGAAUUCUUGACUUCUGAAAUUUGCGCUACUGUUCCCCAGUUCUGUGAUUAUCUACAGGACCUUCAUGUCGAGGUGCCCAUUACCAAAACAGAAGUACCGACAACUGCAAGCGUCUACCACCUAUUUUGGCCGCUGUUGAAUGCGGCACAGUCUACAUCAUUGGACAGUCAGCGGUGUUGGAUUAUCGAUCGCUGUCGUAAUAUUGGACAUACUACUGGUAUUCAACAAGUCUUUGCUCUAGCAGACUUCCUGGAAACACGGGAAGACAUUGACUCCUGGGUUGACCGGAAUGAUGAAGAAAAGCUGUCAUCGUUGAAUAUCGGCAGAGGAGCUUGA
This is a messenger RNA of Talaromyces amestolkiae, 1311 nucleotides long. RefSeq lists its product as uncharacterized. Bases 1 to 1311 code for a protein of 436 amino acids. Lineage: Eukaryota; Fungi; Ascomycota; Eurotiomycetes; Eurotiales; Trichocomaceae. The record is from RefSeq and is a predicted model, not a curated record. The transcript has a single exon.